Arachis ipaensis is the source of this 951-nucleotide messenger RNA. Its product is annotated as putative HVA22-like protein g. NCBI's taxonomy places the organism in Eukaryota, Viridiplantae, Streptophyta, Magnoliopsida, Fabales, Fabaceae. The record is from RefSeq and is a predicted model, not a curated record.
CAUUUUCCAAUUUUCAGUUAUCUUCAUUUCAAUAAGGGUUUCCUCGGUUUGUGUUGUUGCAACAAGAAAAAAAAAAAUGAUAGGGGACUUCCUUACUCGGUUACUUAUCCUCAUCUUCGGGUAUGCAUACCCUGGAUUCGAAUGCUAUAAAACAGUGGAGAAAAAUAAGGUUGACAUUGAAGAACUUCGAUUCUGGUGUAAAUACUGGACCAUUGUGGCACUUUACACAAUCAUAGAGAAGUUUGUAGACAUAUUUUUUGGAUGGUUGCCAUUCUAUGGAGAGGCAAAGAUUUUUAUGUUCGUCUACCUUUGGAAUAACAAAACCAAGGGAACAACUGUUAUUUAUGAAACAAUAUUGAAGCCUAUUAUAUCAAGGCAUGAGAGUGACAUAGACAGAAAAAUACUAGAACUUAAGGCAAGGGCAAAGGACUAUAUCGUCUUUUACUGGCAAAUUGCAGCACAAUAUGGAAGUGGUGCUUUUGUUCAGGCUCUUCAAUAUGUGGCUUCUCAAUCCGUUAGAAUGACUGCUAAUCCUCCUGCCGCCACUAAUAAUCAGAAAAAGGAAGAUCAACAAGAAGUGCCUAUAUCAACACAACCAACACCAAUUAAUAAGUUGAAGCAAAUUCCUUCUCUAAGCAAGACUAAGAAAUGGCCACCAAGCCCGCCGUCGUCGCCGAGUGCGACCACAAUCAUCCACCGGGGGACUCCUAAGUCCCGAGCCAAUAACACGGAGGUCGAUGACGAGGGCGAGUCCUUCGGCAUGGAUGAUACUAGUGUGAGGGAAAGAAUCAACAAAGCUCGUGCAAGGCUAAGAAGGUUAGAAGGCUCACAACAAAGUCCUCGUACCCCACGAACACCAUUUCGUGAUCAAGAAUAAGCAAGGUUGUGUAGGUCAAAGUCACCUUAUUCCCUGUUUUUAGAAAAAAAAAUUAUAAAAAAAAUGGGGAAAUU